CGCUGGGCGGUGUAGGAAGUGCGGUGCUGGCUGCAGGCUGGAGCCGGCUUUCGGAUAACGCUGUGCAUGCAGGGAAGCGUUUCCAGGGAAGGGUGGAGGCCAACCGGAAAGGAGCCCGAAAGGAAGGGGACGCCCCAUUCUUGCUACGGUAGCCUGAAAGGAGAGGCAGAGGCGGCCCAGGAGAAUUGCUCGUUUCUGGGACUCCGUCAUAAUGUCUUUCAAGAGGGAAGGUGACGAUUGGAGUCAACUCAAUGUGCUCAAAAAACGAAGAGUUGGGGACCUCCUGGCCAGUUACAUCCCGGAGGAUGAGGCGCUGAUGCUACGGGAUGGACGCUUUGCUUGUGCCAUCUGUCCCCAUCGACCCGUCCUAGACACCCUGGCCAUGCUGACUGCCCACCGUGCAGGCAAGAAACAUCUGUCCAGCCUGCAGCUUUUCUACGGCAAGAAGCAGCCAGGGAAGGGAACAGAACAGAAUCCCAGACAGCAGAACGAAUUGAGGAGGUCAGAGACCAAAGUUGAGGCUCCUUUGCUAACCCAGACUCGACUUACCACCCAAAGUGCUCUGCAUAGAGCUCCUCACUAUAACAGUUGCUGCCGCCGCAAGUACAGACCAGAAACUCCUCGUCCCUCUGUCUCCCAUUCCCCUUUGCCACCCCCAGAGGUCAAACCCGAGAGCGGGAAGAUCAGUAGGGAAGCUGUGCCUGGGGCUGGCCCGCAGGCCAAGGAGUCAGAAACUCUCUCACCCCCGGCACCCAUGAGCCCCACGAAAAGACGCGCCCUGGAUCAUUACCUUACCCUUCGAAGCUCUGGAUGGAUCCCAGAUGGACAAGGUCGAUGGGUAAAAGAUGAGAAUGUUGAGUUUGACUCUGAUGAAGAGGAGCCCCCUGAUCUCCCCUUGGACUGACACCCUCAUUCCCCCCUCAGUUCACAAAUAAAUUUCAGUGGGCUCUGGGAGCCGAAUUUUC
Suricata suricatta (meerkat) is the source of this 965-nucleotide messenger RNA. RefSeq names its product sodium channel modifier 1 (gene SCNM1). Gene Ontology annotation, biological process: RNA splicing. NCBI's taxonomy places the organism in Eukaryota, Metazoa, Chordata, Mammalia, Carnivora, Herpestidae. Bases 212 to 904 code for a protein of 230 amino acids. Gene Ontology annotation, cellular component: nucleus. The transcript has 7 exons. The record is from RefSeq and is a predicted model, not a curated record.